This is a messenger RNA of Macrosteles quadrilineatus (aster leafhopper), 1362 nucleotides long. RefSeq names its product peroxisome biogenesis factor 2 (gene Pex2). The record is from RefSeq and is a predicted model, not a curated record. Gene Ontology annotation, molecular function: zinc ion binding. Gene Ontology annotation, cellular component: peroxisomal membrane. Gene Ontology annotation, biological process: protein import into peroxisome matrix. The coding region runs from base 254 to 1195 and encodes 313 amino acids. The transcript is spliced from 9 exons. Lineage: Eukaryota; Metazoa; Arthropoda; Insecta; Hemiptera; Cicadellidae.
CCUAAACGCCAAGCCAACACUGACAGCAUUGCCUGUUUAUUUUGAAUUAUUAGGGAAAUGGUAAAUAAUAACACUGCCGUACUGCCGAUGAUAGAGUAGUAAUUAUUUUCAUUGAUUUGGCAUUAUUCAUACAAUUUUUGAGAUGGUAUGGUGAAAUUUACUUGGAAUUUGUUGGAUGGAAUGGAGAGAUGAGUUGCAGUUGAAUGAGGUAGGCUAAAACAUGACUUUGCAAGAAUUGUCAUAAAGAAAGAACAUGCCUGAAAACCCAAGUACUCGUGUCACGGCUUUAGACGCAAUUGAUCUGGACUCAGAAAUCCAAAGGAUUCUUAAGGACCAGCUUCUGAAGAUUGUGCAUAUUUUGUCACCUCCUUGGGCUAGAUGGGAGCCAGAAUUGGAUUUGUUUCUUCGCCUAAUUCUUUGGAAGCUGUCAGUGUAUGAAGCAGGAGCUACAUUUGGCCAACAGUUGUUGAGUAUAAAAUACAACUCGGGAUUAACGAGACGCAAGUCUGUAGCAUGGGCAGCUCUCGCCUUCGGAGUCGGUUACCUUCACAAAAGGUCUUCAGAGCUGACGAAUGCAGUUGCUCCUGAACACAAGGAUAAAGUAAGAGAAUGGCUGGGCAGGUUAGAGGCUGGUGUCCAGGUAGCCAGGAUGUUGAAUUUGCUCAUGUUCCUGAGGGAAGGCCAGUUUCCAGACCUAGUCGACAGGAUAGUUGCAGUAAAGCCUGUAGCUGCUACUCCUGCCAACAGGAUUGUUGGCUAUAGCUACAUGACCAGAGAACUGCUAUGGCAUGGUUUCAUUGAAUGUAUAGUGUUUCUACUGCCACUCGUGAAUUUCUCCGCACUGCAGCGAAGUUUUCGUAGAUUGUCCGGCCUAGGGAGGCCCAAAACAGCACAGCAAGGGUCGCUAGUUUACACAACUGCCACUAGAUGUGCUGUAUGUCAACUCCCUCCCACUCUACCCCAUCAAAUGGGGUGCGGACAUGCGUUCUGCUACUACUGCCUGCUGCUGCAAUUCAAAGAAAUGAAUGGGAAGGUUGGAGGUGGGGCGGCAGCAGAGUGGGGGAAGAGCCAUAGUUUGUCUCACUUCCACAGCUCGGUAUCUCUCUCUCGUACCAAUGCUACGAGGAGGACGCUUUCUAAGCGGCCGACCUAUAAUAGUUCAAUAGUCAAAUCGGACGGCAGAUGUAAAGUUUGAAUGUCCAUCCUGUGGUCAUUCCACUCAAGAUUCAUCUGCAGUUCGUCCUGUUACGUCUGCACAGUGCAGAACCAUAUAAGCAGCACUUCCCAUUGUGUAAUGUAGAUUCAUGUAAAUAGGCCCAGUUCAGUUUCAUUAAUAAUUUUGAUCCCGCUUAAAACAUUUAA